UGUGGAAUUUAAAGUAGUUUUUGUUAAUUAAAAUGAGUAAACCAAGCUGUUAGGUUAGCGUUUAUAAUCGUAAUAAAAGUAUUGAGUGAGGGCUUAUCAAUAACUGUAAUUGCUAAGAACAUUCAAUUAUAUGAGAGUGCUUAGCAUUUUAGUGAACAGGUGACUCGAGAUUCGUUGCAGCCGUUUCUUACCGGCAAAUAAAUAAUUUAGAUAACUCAUUCGCGCUAUGAUUUUCACGAGAAAAACAUGGAAAUUGUUCAACAAUCGCCUGAAAUGUCUGACUGCUGUGCGACUGAAUAACCGCCGCUGUCUGCAGAGUGCCGCAAAUCCCGAUGGAGCAUCCGUGGAAGUCAAUUUCAGCAAUGGUCGAAAUAUGACCUUCAGCUCGGGAAAACUGGCGCGCUUUGCCAAUGGCACGGCUGUCUGCCAAAUGGGCGACACGGCGGUCAUGGUCACGGCUGUGGCCAAGGCGAAGGCAACUCCUGGCCAGAAUUUCAUGCCCCUCGUGGUUGACUAUCGACUGAAGAAUGCCGCCUCGGGACGCAUUCCCAUGAACUUCAUGCGACGAGAGCUGGGCCCCUCGGAGAAGGAGAUCUUGUCCGCCCGCCUCAUAGAUCGCUCCCUGCGUCCGCUCUUCAACAAGGACUAUCGCAAUGAGACACAACUCGUGUGCAACAUGCUGGCCAUGGAUGCCGUUCACUCUCCCGAUGUCCUGGCCAUCAAUGCGGCCUCCAUGGCGCUCUCACUGAGUGAUAUACCCUGGAAUGGACCCAUAGGAGCUGUGCGUGUUGGCCUUUGUGAUGGUGAGGUGCUUGUAAAUCCCACGCGACGAGAGCUGCAAUCCUCGCAGCUGGAUUUGGUGGUGUCGGCCACCAAGCAGAAUCUAGUGGUCAUGCUGGAGGGCAAGGGAAACGUAGUCCUGAUGCAGGAUCUGCUCAAGGCAAUCAAACAAGGAACACGCGAGGCACAAUUAAUCAUUCAUGAAAUUGAACGUCUGCAAAAAUCGUAUGGCCGAAAGAAAAGAAUUGUGGAUGAAGUGCCAGAACCGGAGCCAGAGUUGGUGCAGGCGGUGCGGAGCAUGUGCGAGAUGCGAUUGCGGGAGAUCUUCCAGGAUGAACAGCACGACAAGAUGUCUCGCGACAUGGCCGUUAACGAAGUGCGGGCGAAUGUCAUCGAUAAAGUGUGGUCCUCCUAUCCGGACAUAGAGCCUUCCAUCAUUGCCGAGGAGUUCAACAAGGCCUGCCGUCUAAUCUUUCGUGAGCUGAUCUUCGAGCGCAAUCGACGCUGUGAUGGUCGCGAUUACGACAGUCUGCGUAAGAUAAACUGCCAAGUGGAUAUGUACAAACCGCUGCACGGGUCGGCGUUGUUUCAGCGUGGACAGACGCAGGUCUUCUGCACGGUCAGUCUUGACUCUCCGGAGAGCGCCAUGAAGCUGGACACGCUGGCAGCUUUAGACAGUGGCGGCUUGAAGGCCAAGAACUUUAUGCUGCACUACGAAUUCCCGCCUUAUGCCACCGGAGAGGUGGGACGCAUUGGUCCACUUGGACGCCGUGAGCUGGGACAUGGUGCCUUGGCGGAGCGAUCCUUGCUGCCCACACUGCCUCACGAUUAUCCCUUUACGGUGCGCUUGACAUCGGAGGUGCUGGAGUCAAAUGGUUCCAGCAGCAUGGCGAGCGUUUGUGGAGGAUCGCUGGCACUCAUGGAUGCGGGUGUUCCAGUAACUGCACCUGCCGCGGGAGUGGCCAUUGGACUGGUUACCAAGUACGAGAAUAAUGAUACGAAGCAUCUGCAGGAUUAUCGCAUAUUGACAGACAUACUGGGCAUAGAGGAUUACAUGGGCGAUAUGGACAUGAAGGUAGCUGGCACACGCAAAGGCUUCACUGCGAUUCAAGCGGAUCUCAAGAUACCAGGCAUACCUCUAAAGGUGGUCAUGGAGUCUCUGCAGAAAGCCACGGAUGCCAAGUCCAAAAUACUUGAUAUUAUGGGCGAGGCCAUCAGGGAGCCACGCAAAUACCGCAAGGACUGUUGGCCAGUCAGCGAAAGUCUGAACGUGGAGCCGCAUCAACGCUCGCAGCUCAUCGGUCCCAGUGGACUGCACAUGAAGCGCAUCUAUCUGGAAACGGGAACCACGUUGACCGCUGCCGACGACAACAGUUUUACAGUCUUUGCGCCUUCCCAGGCGGCCAUGGAUGAGGCGAAGGAGCUGAUCGAUGGUUACAUGAUCAGAGAACGUGUGCCUAAUUUGGAAUUCGGUGGAAUAUAUACUGCCAAAAUUACUGAACUGAGAGAUACGGGUGUCAUGGUCAUUUUAUAUCCCAGCAUGCCGCCCGCGUUGCUUCACAAUUCGCAGCUGGAUCAGCGCAAGAUUGCACAUCCUUCAGCGCUGAACCUGGAAGUUGGCCAGGAAAUUCAAGUGAAAUACUUUGGCCGUGAUCCUGUCUCGGGUUUCAUGCGUCUGUCCCGCAAAGUGCUUCAGGGUCCAGCAGUUGGCAUCACAAGGAGUCAUAACAAAUCUUCACCAGCUGAAGAGUCCUCCUCGUGAGUUCGGAGGAUUAUCUCGUGCAGUUGCAUAGUUUCUCUUGUUAAUACUUUGUUUUUUUAGACAUGCAAUUGUAUAUUUUGUAGGUUUGUUUGUGUAUAUUAAACAAAGUAUCUUUAAUAUGAAAUGUGUAAAAUAGUUUGUUGAAAAUACAUUUUAAUGUACAAUU
Molecule: messenger RNA, 2708 nt
Organism: Drosophila innubila
Lineage: Eukaryota; Metazoa; Arthropoda; Insecta; Diptera; Drosophilidae
Gene: PNPase
Product: polyribonucleotide nucleotidyltransferase 1, mitochondrial
Exons: 4
Coding region: 227-2542 (771 amino acids)
Biological process (GO): mitochondrial RNA 3'-end processing; mitochondrial mRNA catabolic process
Cellular component (GO): mitochondrion; cytosol
Molecular function (GO): RNA binding; 3'-5'-RNA exonuclease activity; polyribonucleotide nucleotidyltransferase activity
Source: RefSeq, a predicted model, not a curated record